Bombyx mori (domestic silkworm) is the source of this 3931-nucleotide messenger RNA. RefSeq names its product Mod(mdg4)-heS00531 (gene Mod(mdg4)). Gene Ontology annotation, biological process: regulation of transcription by RNA polymerase II. Gene Ontology annotation, cellular component: nucleus. The transcript has 7 exons. The coding region runs from base 345 to 2030 and encodes 561 amino acids. The record is from RefSeq and is a predicted model, not a curated record. NCBI's taxonomy places the organism in Eukaryota, Metazoa, Arthropoda, Insecta, Lepidoptera, Bombycidae. Gene Ontology annotation, molecular function: DNA binding; protein binding.
AAGAAAACUAGAUAUAAAAUUUAUAAAAAACUGUGUGAAAUAUAAAAAUAAAUACAAAAAGUAUCUUAUUUUACCAAAAAAAUCGAUCACUUGCUCUAUUUUCUAAGUAAAUGAAAAAAAUAAUUUCGUCCAAUAUGACUUUUCUGCAUGGUCGCUGUGACGACACAGUCUACGUCGAUUUUGCGUCAUCAGAUCAAGAACAUCAUUCAAACGGGGAGGACGUACUUCAGAAAUGUGUAAAGUGCUCUGUUGGGAACAUUGAGUUAUAUUUUUUUCAAAUGUUUCUCCUACCGGAAUUAUAAGUACAAAGCUUAGGAUAGGUUCCACGUCGAGUCGUCGCUAUCAUGGCGUCGGACGAACAAUUUUCACUAUGCUGGAACAAUUUCCACGCAAAUAUGUCAGCGGGCUUUCAUGGCCUGCUGUCGCGUGGAGAUCUCGUAGACGUAACGUUGGCUGCCGAAGGCAGGUUAUUGCAAGCACAUAAAUUAGUUCUAUCAGUAUGUUCUCCCUAUUUUCAAGAAAUGUUCAAAAUGAAUCCAACACAACAUCCGAUAGUAUUUUUAAAAGAUGUUAGUCAUUCUGCACUAAGAGACUUAUUACAGUUUAUGUAUCAAGGUGAAGUUAAUGUUAAGCAAGAAGAAUUAGCAUCAUUUAUUAGUACAGCGGAACAACUUCAAGUUAAAGGUUUAACCGGUAAUCAAAAUGAAGAAAGUUCCACGCCAUCCAAACCAAAGCCGACUUCGAGGCCAGGCCCCAGGUCGUCACAACAAAGACAAUCUGUUAUGACUAAGUUAGAGACUGAUCUAGAUUCUAAGCCCUCCUCAACUCCAGUAGCCGUUAAGAGGCCAAAUAGGCCAUCAAUAGCAUCAAAUAACUCUUCUUCCUCACAAAGUGGACCAGCGAAACGAAAAUGCGUAGAUCCACUGGAAGCAGGUCCCUCUGGUUCUGCAAAAGACGAAUUUGUGACGAUACCAGACGAAGAUGAGAACAAUGCUGUCGCUCCCAAAAUGGAACCAGAGUUUGUUAAUGAGAGUAUGUGGGAUGACGAUGAAGAUGGCACGAACAAUGACGAAACUAAUUACGGAGAGGACGAUUCUAAUAUGGAAAUGACUGGUUUUGAUGGCUCUGCAACUGGAGAUGUUAAUAUUUCUGGAGGUGAAGGUGGAGCAGUCGGCGAUGCACAAGAUAAAUCGGAAUUGUCCACGGUCAUAUUUCAAGAGGAAGGGGCAUUUGAUGAUAAAGAAGUAACUUUUAUAAAAUUACGCACAGGAAUUGAAUUAUUGCAGUACAAUGGAUACAGAUAUAGGAAGGCAUAUAAAGCUAAGAGCGGUACUAGAUGGGUCUGUUCUGUUGAUAAAAACUGUAAUUCGUUCCUGUAUGUCAAUGAUGAUUCAAAAAUUAUGAUGACCUGUGAACAACAUGAUCAUCCACAAUCUGAAAGCUUAGAAGCGGACGAAAAUGAUGCACAAAAAGCUACAUCCUUAGAAGAGUCGUCAACAGUGAUGACAGAGGAAGAAGAAGGAUUCGAUGAUAAUGAAGUGUUAUUCAUUAAGUCCCGUAAAGGAAAAGACAUGUUACAAUACAAUGGCUUCAGAUACAGGAAGGCAUAUAAAGCUAAGAGCGGUACCAGAUGGGUGUGUUCGCUGGACAAGAAUUGCAAUUCGUUCUUGUACCUUAAUGAUGAAUUCAAAAUUGUGAUGGCCUGUGAACAACACGAUCAUCCCGAGCCGCACAGAUUCGAAGACAUCGACAGCGAGCAGAACGAUACAGCAUUAGUGAUCACGUCUAGGAAAGGCAAAGAAAUGCUUUUAUUCAGACAGUACACUUAUCGGAAACAGUACAUCAAAGGGGAUCGUACUAGAUGGGUCUGUUCUACUAUAAAGAACUGCCGCGCAUGCGUCUUUACAGACACAUCUAAUUACAUCACUUCAGCUUACGAAGAACAUUGCCACGAGCCUCCGAAGUAUUAUCUCAAGCCGCAGAAUGUGAUUGAAGCGCUUCGAGAACCGCUCAUAAUAGAAGCUGAUUAAUUGCUGUUUUAAUUUAUUAACAUGAUAGCAUCAUGUCUGUGGUAAAGCUACUACUGAACAAUUUUCCAUAGAUUCUAGUGACAUGUUUUUUUUUAAAUGUAGAUAAAUAAAUAAAAUGUUUCUAGAAAUCGAAUUGUUGAACUAAAUAUUCUUCAGGUUCUGGUUAAUACUUAUUUGUGAGUUGUUUUUAUUAUUAUUUAAAACAGGUUGAGUUUUGUAAUUUAUAAAGCGUUGCAAAUAAAUUACUUUAUACUGCAUUAUCAAAUUAAUGUUUUUCACUAUAGAUAAAUUGACAAAAGUCAAGAACAAUUCAAUGAGCCAAUAUCACAGGGAAAAGGGGCUUAAGGUUCUAUUCUGAGGUUCAAUAACGGUAACAAUGUUUUAUUUGAAAUAAUACAAAAAUCCAAAUAAAAAUCUGAAUUAACACUAUAAAAUUAUAUCGCACGUGGAUUAAAAAAGUUGCCACAUUUUGUAUUUUUUUUAAAAAGAAUUUCAACAAUUUUGGCUCGCCUUUUAAAUAAUUUUAAGUUCGUUCAGAAAUCACUAAAUUGGAAGCCUUUUAAAUCUGAUGGUUGAGACAUUGGUCAAACUAUGCUUGUAAAGUUGUUCAUGAAUCUCAAAAAAAUUAAAAUGCGGGAACAAAACUAUAUUUUGGAAGCUUAUUUAUGCAUUUACUACUACUUUGAAUCCUGAACUUUAUGUUAUAUUUUACUUUUAUGUCCUCACCAUAUCCUAUACGUUUUACCAAUACGUUACUAACACGAUUAUCUAAGUGUUUUUUUUUAAGAACAAGGUUGGGUUAUAUUUGUUUUUAUUAUGGUAAUAUUUGAACUGUUUUAAAAUUUACAGUGCUUCUUAAAAUGUCGAAACGGGGACGACCGUUAUUGGUCUACAAGAAGUAUACAUACUCGAAAUACCCUUACCCUUUGAAGGCUGGAUGGCGGUGGUAUUGUUCGAGGGUGAAAAAUUGUCGGGCGAGCAUAUUAAUGACGGAUGACAACUGCGUUAUAGCGGCCACGGGGCGACACAAUCACGGGCCUCCAGACGAAACCAACUGUCUACAAAUGAAUAUUCCUAUUUUGUGUCCGAAAUAUUAUGGCGGUCAUGAGUGAUGUGCGUGACCGUGUUUUGAUAUGUCAAUUAAGUAUUACGCUCUAUUAUGUAUUCUGAUUUAUAUUUUUUAAAGUAUGAUAAUUUUUUCAAUACUAUGCAUUAGAGAAAAAUUUUUUUGUAGCUGCCUAGAUAUUGUUUUACGCAAAAGGCCACUAUGCCGGGUGCUAUUUAAUUUCUUCUUUUUUGACAUAGCACUCACCUAUCCUAGUAUGUUCGAGUCAAAUCAAGUAUUAGACUUUGUCUAAUUAUUUAAGUUGUGGUUAAAAUGUAACGAUUUUCGUUAAGAGUAUAAAUUAUCGAACACGGACUAAAUUCUCUGAAUUUUUAAUAUAUACCUAAUUGUUUAUGUUUUAUUAACUUAUAAAAUUAAAAACGCAAUAUGAUUAAAUAAAGGUGCAGAAAAGAAAUCAUAUACUUGCAAAAGGUACUUACUAAUUAUACAGGGUGUGCAUUAAGUUAUGCUUUCAUUUUCAAAAAGAUAAAAUAUCCGAUGACGGUACUAAGAAAACGUCUUAAAAUCGAUUAAUGUUCCUUUGAAAGUGUGGCGGUAAACAGUUUUCGUAAUUUGAAUUUGAUUGUGUAGAUUGUAUUUUUUGUCUCGUUAACGUCUGCAAUUUCUUAACCGCAAAAUUUGUAUUAACACAAGAAAAGAAUUAUAAUAAAAAGAAAUACAAGUUUAAAAGUUAUGUAUAACAUGUACUAUUUUUGUAUCGUUAAGUUGAAUUAGAUAUUUUAUAUUACAAAUAUAAUUAUUUUUUUCGCGUUAUUGAAUAAAACAAUGUCUUUGA